Australozyma saopauloensis is the source of this 699-nucleotide messenger RNA. RefSeq lists its product as uncharacterized. The coding region runs from base 1 to 699 and encodes 232 amino acids. The record is from RefSeq and is a predicted model, not a curated record. The transcript has a single exon. NCBI's taxonomy places the organism in Eukaryota, Fungi, Ascomycota, Pichiomycetes, Serinales, Metschnikowiaceae.
AUGCUUAGAUCCAUUGCUGCCACCCCAAGACUCGCCGCUGCUGCUAGAUCAAGUUACAGAACCCUCUCGAUUCUGGCUACCAGAUUGGCCAAGAAUGACAGCUCCACAAUUGACUCGUACAAACUCCCCUCGCAAACAUCGAUCAAUGAAUGGGAAUUCAAGUACGACUUUGUUCCGAAGGUUGCAGAACCUAAGGUUCCUCCGGUGAGCAAGGAGGCUAUCCAGCAAGAAAAGGCCCAGGUCAAGAAACAGCAAGUGGAGAAGGAAUUGCUCUCCAAGGAACAGCAUCUGUCGAUUAAGGUUGAGGCCAACCACGCGAGUGUUGUCCAUGGUGGUGAGGCCGUUGGUGCCGAACCCGAGCUGCUUCAAGACCGAGCAUCGGAGCCGGUCGAUGCCCAGUCGCCAGUCCAGGAGGCCGCCAAAAUCGACUCAUCCAAGUAUCAACAGCUGUCGCUCAACGAAAACAUCAACAACUCAUCUGUUGUGAACAUGAGCCAAAGCCGCGCUGUUGACCACAACUCCGGCACCGUGGAUGUUCCUCCGGAGAUCCAUGACGCAGAGGAGGCAGAGAAAGCCACCCAGAAGCCACCUCUGUCUGCACAGGCCGAGAGCGGUUUCAGUCCAGUCACCAUGUUGGCUGUUUUGGGUCUUGGCGGAGUUGCCGGAUACUUUGCUUUCAACGGAAAGGAAAAGAAGUAA